AUGGCAAAAGCCAAGGUCCUGUUCCAGUACAAAGAUGCUCAGUCCCCCGACCCGGCCCCGGCGUGGGACCGGAGAUGCUCUGGGCCCGGGGGGCGCACCCCGGAGCCCCGAACCCAGGUCCGCCGGAACCUCGCGUCCCCGCCGGGCGGCCCCGGAACCCCCGCCCAGCCCGGCCACUCGGCCGCGGGCUCGUGCCAGCCCCGGCGCGGGCCGCCCGGGCUCCCGCGGUCCCCUUGGCGCACCCCCGCCCAGAUUCUCCUUGAGCCCCGCUCCACGGGCCGCUCGGCGCGGGCUUCUCCUUGUGCCCGGCCCUCCCGACCCCCGGGUCCGCCCCCACUCACUGCGCGGCGGCAGCUGCGGCGGCCCGGCCGGGAGACGCCGGCGGCCCGAGAGCGCGAGCGCGAGGACGAGCGAGCCGGCGCCCGGCGGCGGCGGCGGCGGCGGCAGAAGGGACGACUGAGCCCGCGCCCGGAGUUGCCGCUCCUGCCGCCUGGCGCGGGCGGCGCCUUCCCAGCAGAGCCGCGGCGCCGCGAGCGCGGGCGCCCCCUAACGGCGGCGCGGGCGAGAGGCCAGAGGGCCCGACGGCCGCAGGGACUCAGCCGGGCGCAGCCUGGACCGCACGGUCAGGCCAGCUUCGCUGCAGCCCCGAAGCCACGCCCCGAGGCCCCAGUCCCGCCCCCGGGGCCCCGCCCCCCGAAUCCACGAGGCCCCGCCCAGACCCCGCCCCUACGUCCCGCCUCCGCCCGCAGUUUGGGAUCAGCGUAG
Messenger RNA from Equus quagga, 765 nucleotides. Its product is annotated as basic proline-rich protein-like. The transcript has 2 exons. The record is from RefSeq and is a predicted model, not a curated record. NCBI's taxonomy places the organism in Eukaryota, Metazoa, Chordata, Mammalia, Perissodactyla, Equidae. Bases 1 to 765 code for a protein of 254 amino acids.